UCCUCCAGUCGGAAGCCCCGCCCUACGACCCGUCUUCUCGAGCUGCCGGUCGCCUCGCCUCGGAUCCCCGCAAUGGCUACUCCUCGGACCCGCAGCACCCACCGGAGGACCGGCCCAGCACCCACCGGAGGACCGGGUCAGGCCACGCACUGAGCCGAUGAUCGGAGCACCGGGCCGGAGAGACAGAGAGCCACGGGAGGAGCGAGAGGAAGAAGAGGAGUGGAUGUAAGGAGGAGGAAGAGGAGGAGGAAUCGAGUCUAUUUCUGUCCAGAGGAGAGCAGCGGCCGCCAUGUUGACCAAGAAGCCAAGCGCCUCGGUCCUUCCGACGGGUAAAGGUGGAGAGUCAGGUCAUCUCCAACGUGGGGCAACAUCCAGUCAGACAGGAUCUCCCCUCUCCCUACCCCCGCUCCCUACGGGUGGUCCAAAGGCAGCCAUGUCGGACCAGCUCUACGAGGAGAACAGCAACAAGCGACAGGUUCUGACCUCACAACCCAACGGACUGGCUGCUCUGACAUCAAGGCCCGACCGCCAAUCAUCUUCAGAUCCCGCCCACGCUCGGCAGGGCAGUGGGGCAACGGUCAAAUCAGCCGACAGCAAGAGCAAGGCUCCGCCCCUCAGCCCAGAGCAGGCCAUGAGGCAAUUCAUGUCCAAGCUGUCGGCCUUCGAGCACCAUGAGGUGUUCAACUAUCCCGAAGUCUAUUUCAUUGGACCGGGUGCUAAGAAGCGUGCGGGGGUGAUGGGCGGAGCCAACAACAGCGGCUACGAUGACGACCAGGGCUCCUACAUCCACGUCCCCCACGACCACGUCGCGUACCGCUACGAGGUCCUCAAGGUCAUCGGGAAGGGCAGCUUCGGACAGGUGGUCAAGGUGUUUGACCAUAAGUGCCAUGCCCACGUGGCGCUGAAGAUGGUGCGUAACGAAAAGCGGUUCCACCGCCAGGCGGCGGAGGAGAUCCGCAUCCUGGAGCACCUCCGCAAGCAGGACCACGACUCGACCAUGAACGUCAUCCACAUGCUGGAGCACUUCACCUUCAGGAACCACAUCUGCAUGACCUUUGAGCUGCUGAGCAUGAACCUGUACGAGCUCAUCAAGAAGAACAAGUUCCAGGGCUUCAGCCUGCCGCUGGUCAGGAAGUUCGCCCACUCCAUCCUGCAGUGUCUGGACUCACUGCACAGGAACCACAUCAUCCACUGCGACCUGAAGCCUGAGAACAUCCUGCUGAAACAGCAGGGCCGCAGCGGCAUCAAGGUGAUUGAUUUUGGCUCAAGCUGUUACGAACACCAGAGAGUUUACACCUACAUCCAGUCCAGGUUUUACCGCGCUCCAGAAGUCAUUCUGGGCUCCCGCUACGGGAUGCCCAUCGACAUGUGGUCCCUGGGCUGCAUCCUGGCGGAGCUGCUGACCGGGUACCCCCUGCUUCCCGGGGAGGACGAAGCCGACCAGCUGGCCUGCAUCAUGGAGCUCCUGGGCAUGCCCGCCCAGAAGCUGCUGGACGCCUCCAAGAGGGCCAAGAACUUUGUGUCGUCUAAGGGCUACCCGCGCUACUGCGUGGUGAGCACGCUGGCGGACGGGACGGCCUCGCUCGGCGCCGGCCGCUCGCGGCGGGGUAAGGCCCGCGGCCCGCCGGCCAGCAAGGACUGGAGCGUCGCCCUGAGGGGCUGCGACGACCCUCUCUUCCUGGACUUCCUGAAGCAGUGCCUGGAGUGGGACCCGGCCAUCCGCAUGAGCCCCAGCCAGGCCUUGAGACACCCCUGGCUCCGGAGACGCCUCCCCCGGCCUCCCACCACCACCUCCUCCUCCUCCUCCACCACCAAGAGGAGCACAGACAGCACCGUCACCUCUGUCUCCAAGCUGACCCCCUCCACCUCCACCCUCUCCUCCUCCUCUAAGACCAUAGCUCCCUCCUCCUCCACCCUCUCCUCCUCCUCUAAGACCAGAACUAACCUAGCCGUCAUCACAGACGCUAACGGAAACAUUCAGCAUAGGACAGUUCUGCCCAAACUGGUGAGCUGAGGGCGGAGCCAACAGGAGGUGGAGCAUCAGGGAGUGAGUGGAGGUGUGUUUACCUGUCGGGGGAUAUCCUACAAGAACAGCUUUCAGGCUGCUAGCCUGGUGAGCCUGUUAGCCUGUUAGCCUGGGCUAUAUGGAACCACCGUUAGCCUGUUAGGACACCACACUGCACUGUAGCUCAGUGUAACACACAUACACACACACCCACACACACACAAUUUAACUAAGAUGUAUAUGGUGCUGAUGAAGGGAACACUAUUUUUAUGUUUUCAGCAGCGAUACACACACACCAUCUGAGAUGAACUGUUGAGAAGCUAGCAGUGUUGUUCUAGCUUGAAGCUGCUCGUGUUGUGCCUGUUAACUGACUGUUAGCCAGUUAAGAAGGGAAAAGCCAACAAGUUACUGUUGGUUAGUUAUUUUUACUACCUGUUUUUACUUUACCUGGUGGCUAAUUGAUUUGUUAGCUAUAACAUUUAGCUAUCAACUUACUAGCUUUUAGCCAUCCCGUGACAAUUGGCUGAUAGCCGAUAUCAUUGGCAGUUAGACGUAAAGCACAACACUGCCUACCGAGCACAGGGCUCCGCCCACUGAUCACAGGGCUCCACCCACCUGAAGUCCUCCUUUAGACACGCCCACCUGGUGGGCCAUACCAUCGCCUAAUAGGACGAAACCAUCAACAAGAGGUGAAUGCUCUGCUUCAGGUCCUAAGAGGGUUCCGCCACCGGUAGCGGGUAAACCCCUGGUGAGCCAGGUAGCUGUUGAACCCCUGGUGAAACCCAGGUAGUAAGUGAACCCUGGUGAACCAGGUAGCUUGUGAACCAGACAGCUGGUGAACGAGGUAUCUUGUGAACACCUGGUGAACCAGGUAGUCGUGAACCCCUGGUGAACCAGGUAGCCGGUGAAGCCUAGGUAGCCGGUGAAGCCCAGGUAGCUGGUGAACCCCUGGUGAACCAGGUAGCUGGUGAACCAGGUAGUCGUGAACCCCUGGUGAACCAGGUAGCCGGUGAAGACCAGGUAGCCGGUGAAGCCCAGGUAGCCGGUGAAGACCAGGUAGCUGGUGAACCAGGUAGCUUGUGAAGCAGAUAACUGGUGAACCCCUGGUAAACAAGAUAGCUGGUGGACCCUAGUGAACCCAGGUAGCUGGUGAACCCUGUUGAACCAGGUAGUCGGGGAACCCCUGGUGAACCAGGUAUCCGGUGGAAACCAGGUAGCUGGUGAACCAGGUAGCCGGUGAACACCAGGUAGCUGGUGAACCAGUUAGCUGAUCAACCCCAGGUAGCAGCCUUUAUUCAGGUCCUCAGCCUCAAACCUCCCAAAGAAAUGUAGGACUUGUAGGACUUUGUGUUCACUCUUGACUAGCACCACGUAUGAUGUGAUAAUAAUGAGAAUAUGAAAACAUGUCUGCUAGCAGAGUAACGUGAGGGACGCCACGAUGCCUAUGAUCUUACAUUCCACUGGAGACUACAUCUAAUCCCAGCUCAUCAUCUAGCUCUAGAUCAUUAAGACCCGGUUCUAGCUAAGCUCUACGUUUAUACAUAUCAUCCAUUCAGCCAGAGAUAGAAGUCCACACAGAGACCGGGGUCUGGGUCUACUGACCCCCAAGCCAGUAGACAGGUUAGCCUAAAGACAGGUAAAGAAAUAGACAGGUAAAGAGAAGGGUGAAGACAGACCAGUGGAGACGGACAGGUAAAGACAUAUGCUGUGUUCCUAUAUCCAUGCUUCCAUGAGUACACUUAAGCGUAGUACACUAUCCGCACUCACUAAGUGAGCUGAUUUUCAGAUGUCAGUUCCAAAUCGAAUACUCCGUGGCGCACUAACCGGAAAAUAAGAUCACGACUUCCGGCACCUCCCCCGCAAUAAACAUCCCGCUUUGAACGAUGAACUCUUUAUGCCUAGCAGCCUGUAAGAGCUAUAAAAACUACAAAAUGACUCUAUUAAUGCAGGCUAUGUGGAAAAUGAGCCGACUUUGGCUCAACCUGGCUCCGCCCUCUUCCACUACGUAGCUAAGAUGGCUGCUGUUGAGUACGAAAAGUGUUCAUCUAUCCACACUUCGUGGUUUGACCGUUUUGAGUACACCAUCCGGGUCCUUUCAGUACACUUAUUUUCACCCGAUCUUAAUUGGAACGCUCCACGUAAUAAAACUAAGUAUAGUAAGUACGGAUAGUAUGGAUAUCGGAACACAGCAAUGGACAGGAAAAGAUUUAGACAGGUAAAUACAAGACGGGUGAAGACAGACUGGUGGAGACAGACAGGUAAAGACAUAGACAGGUCAAGACAGAAGGGUGAAAGCUGCAGGUGUAGAGGGGUCGGGGUAGACCACCUCCAGAUGGGCCGGGGGAACAGAAGAUGAAGAAUAUAAAUGACCCUCAGUUCUCCACAUCCUGAUACGAGGUCAGGUGUGUGUGUUUGUUGUGUUUGUGUGCGAGCGAGAGCAUGACUGAAGUCUGUCAUCUUUAUCUCUAGAAAUAGAACCAUCAAAACAAACUGCCAUGAGGACGCCUCAAACACAGUUGCUAUGACGAUGGGGUGGGACCUCCUGUUGAGAAGGAUAUCAUGUGACCUGUGACCCCAGCCUAUGACAUCAUGAAUGCAGAUUAUUAAAAUAUUUAAGUUUGGAUUCAGACCUUAGUAUUUCUGUUUGUAUAUGAAUGAAUAAAGAUUCUGACAAAUUUUAGCUAUGUA
Gadus morhua (Atlantic cod) is the source of this 4693-nucleotide messenger RNA. RefSeq names its product dual-specificity tyrosine-(Y)-phosphorylation regulated kinase 2 (gene dyrk2). The record is from RefSeq and is a predicted model, not a curated record. Gene Ontology annotation, cellular component: nucleus; cytoskeleton; cytoplasm. Bases 290 to 2014 code for a protein of 574 amino acids. Lineage: Eukaryota; Metazoa; Chordata; Actinopteri; Gadiformes; Gadidae. Gene Ontology annotation, molecular function: protein serine/threonine/tyrosine kinase activity; ATP binding; protein serine/threonine kinase activity. The transcript is spliced from 7 exons. Gene Ontology annotation, biological process: peptidyl-threonine phosphorylation; peptidyl-serine phosphorylation.